This is a messenger RNA of Mya arenaria, 1361 nucleotides long. RefSeq lists its product as uncharacterized. NCBI's taxonomy places the organism in Eukaryota, Metazoa, Mollusca, Bivalvia, Myida, Myidae. The transcript is spliced from 3 exons. The record is from RefSeq and is a predicted model, not a curated record. Bases 107 to 502 code for a protein of 131 amino acids.
AUAAUGAUCAGACAGGUUUUAGCACGAUUUUAAAGAAACGGUUGCACUUGGAUUAGAAAGAGCGCGUCUGUCUGAUUGAAUAGUUAAACGCGUAAGCACAUAGGCAAUGGCGCCGUCUUUUACAGUUUUCGUGUUGAUAUGUGUAUUUUUACUUGAAGUAACAGUACAUGUAGCGGACGGCACAAUAUCUUGCUACGCAUGUCUGGGCUGUAACGAUGAGUUCGAUUCCUCAGAUGUCGUACAGGAGCCUGACUGUGUGUCGUGUAGAAAAGAGAAAAAAUGGGGAUCUUUGUACAGACACACAAUCAUACGAACGUGCGAAAAGACAUAUAUCGACUCCGGGGUUGGAUGCACGGACGAAAUGAAAGGAUUAAGCAACGUGAUCUGCUAUUGUGAUACUGACCUUUGCAACGGCGGUCAACAGCAACGACAGAGUUGGGGCUUUCUGGUCAGUGCUGCUGCUGGCGUAGGCAUUGUUGUAAGGAGAAUCGUCGGUAUCUAGAACAAGGCACAUGGAUGUGUCGUUAAAAAGUUAUACAUAGUUUGUGUCUAUCUGGAUGCUGUACAUUAUUGUAUAUAAGUUAUGAGGAGCCACAAACUUAUUACUUUGUCAUUUUGAUGCAGUGAUGAACGCUGCUAUAUGUGUAUCACACUUCUUCGUCAAAUUUGUGUCCUUUAACUAUGUGUUUCUAUACCCCACAUAUAUACAAUAUAGAAUAGUCAAAUUUGUGUGCUUUAACUAUAUGUUUCUAUACCCCACAUAAAUACAAUAUAGAUUUGUCAAAUUUGUGUGCUUUAACUAUAUGUUUCUAUACCCCACAUAUAUACAAUAUAGAUUUGUCAAAUUUGUGUCCUUUAACUAUAUGUUUCUAUACCCCACAUAUAUACAAUAUAGAUUUGUCAAAUUUGUGUCCUUUAACUAUAUGUUUCUAUACCUCACAUAUAUACAAUAUAGAUUUGUCAAAUUUGUGUCCUUUAACUAUAUGUUUCUAUACCUCACAUAUAUACAAUAUAGAUUUGUCAAAUUUGUGUCCUUUAACUAUAUGUUUCUACACCCCACAUAUAUACAAUAUAGAAUAGUCAAAUUUGUGUGCUUUAACUAUAUGUUUCUAUACCCCACAUAUAUACAAUAUAGAAUAGUCAAAUUUGUGUGCUUUAACUAUAUGUUUCUAUACCCCACAUAUAUACAAUAUAGAUUUGUCAAAUAUAACCAUAGUUGUCAAUCUGUUAUAAAUGUUUUAGGUUUACCUUAAGUUCAAUUAAACAAGACAUAUUUUCUUAUAAAAUCUUGGUUGUUUUAAUGUGUUAAAUGUUUUUGGUGUGAUUUUAAUAAACCAUCGUUUAGUUGACGAUUUUCUUGA